GCUAACGGUGUUUGUGGCAGGGGCGAAGUAGUUCAACGAAUUGAAAACCUUAGAAAGCAAACCCUCCUGGUGGUUACUACAAAGGUUGGCGGUGAACAUGUUGGCUCCAGUACAGAGCCCUACAGUACCACUUUCCAAUGGUCUGCAGAUUCCCGUGCUUGGUUUGGGCACAUCACAUUAUGGUGGAUACUGUCAUGAUGCAGUUGUGUAUGCGCUCACUGAAUGUGGCAUCCGCCACAUUGACACCGCAAAGCGUUACGGCUGCGAGGCCAAACUGGGUGAAGCUCUCAGAGAAAGUGGGCUACCACGAAGUGAACUGUGGCUCACCAAUAAACUGUGGCCCGGUGACUACGGAUAUACAGCUGCGAGAAAGGCCUGCCUUGAGUCCUGUUCAGAGAUUGGGGUUGAGUAUUUUGAUCUGUACCUGAUGCACUGGCCAGCGUCACUGAGACCUGGUUGUUCCAACAGGGAGAUGAGAGCUGAGACCUGGAGGGCUUUAGAAGAACUUUAUAAGGAAGGUGUGUGCCGUGCCAUCGGGGUAAGCAAUUUUCUGGUCCACCACCUGGAACAGCUGAAAGAAGACUGUACUGUUGUUCCACAUGUUAACCAGGUUGAGUACCAUCCUUUCCAGCAGCCCAGUCAGCUGAUUCAAUACUGCCAUCAGGAGGGAAUUGUGUUUGAAGGGUACAGUCCUCUGGCCAAGGGUCAAGUCCUCAACAAUCCCACUGUUCUCCAGAUAGCAGAAAAGCACAGAUGCACGCCAGCUCAGAUCUGCAUCCGCUGGAGUAUUCAGAAUGGAGUUGUGACAAUACCAAAAUCAACCAAAAAGAAAAGGAUACAAGAAAACUGUCAAGUGUUUGGAUUCCAGCUGGAGGAUGAGGACAUGGCUGCACUGGGAAGCUUGCAUGAUGGAAGACAUGUUACUUGGGAUCCAACAAAUGUGGAAUAAGUGUGAAGAUAGAGGGUGGUCUUUGUCCUUGAACUGUUAAUGGCUCGAUUUGAAUUUGCUCUUGAUGAUUAAUUACACUGGUCAACAACAAAUUUGUUGUCUGCGUUUUUUUCAGCUGAUUUAGGACGAAUCUGAUGCGCUGAAUUCAAAAAUCACAUUGGUUUUGCUCAAUC
This is a messenger RNA of Archocentrus centrarchus (flier cichlid), 1122 nucleotides long. RefSeq lists its product as uncharacterized. The transcript has 8 exons. The coding region runs from base 98 to 949 and encodes 283 amino acids. The record is from RefSeq and is a predicted model, not a curated record. NCBI's taxonomy places the organism in Eukaryota, Metazoa, Chordata, Actinopteri, Cichliformes, Cichlidae.